Molecule: messenger RNA, 933 nt
Organism: Rotaria sp. Silwood1
Lineage: Eukaryota; Metazoa; Rotifera; Eurotatoria; Philodinida; Philodinidae
Source: the annotation of a GenBank genome assembly
AUGACUGAUCAAGAAAAUAUUCGAUUACAAACAUUAAUUAAAUAUAAAGAACUUAAUGAACAAUUACGUGAAUUUCUUAAAUAUAUUCUUUUAUUUGAAAAAUCAUCAUCAUUAAAUGAACAAAUUAAUAUAAAUAUAAAUGAUAAUGGUGGUAUAUCAUUAUUAUCAAUAAAAAAUGAUUUACUUCUACAAUAUUUAAUUAAUCUUAUUGCUGUUAUGUAUCGUCGUUCAAUACCAAAUCAAUCAUUAAAUUCAUUAUCAACACGUACAAUUAUAUUACGUCUUUGUGAAAUUCGUACAUUUAUUGAAAAAAUUCAUCCUAUUGAACAAAAAUUACAAUAUCAAAUGGAUAAAUUACUUAAGAAUAAUAUUGAUCAACAACUUAAUUAUCAUCCUAAUAUUAAUAAUUUCGAUGAAGAAAUAAAUAUUGAAAAUAAACAUAAAGAAGAAGAAGAAAAACAAAAAUUAAAAAUUUAUCGACCACCAAAACUUAUACCAAUGGAAUAUAAUGAUGAUAAAAAUGAAAAAGAAACAAUUAAUAAUAAACGUCUUGAAUAUCUUAAACGACGUGCUUAUCAUUCAGAUAUUUUAGAUGAUUAUAAAAAUAAAUAUUCUGAUGCACCAGAAGAAAUUUAUAAUAGUGAACGUAGUCGUUUAUUACAACAAAAUCGUUUAUAUAAAGAAAAAAUUACUUAUGAAGAAGAAUAUUUAAAACGUUUACCACAAACAAAACGUGAACGUUUACAAUUACAAAAAUCAAUAAUAAAUAAUGAUAAUGAUAUUAUAAAUCAUAUACAUGAUGCUAAUAUAUUAUUUGAUGAUAAUUUAAAUAAUUUAACAAAAAAGAAAAAAAAUAAACUAUCAAGACGAACAAAAAAACGUAUGGAAAAGAAAAAAACAAAAUCAAUUAAACGACUUAAAUCAAGAAAAUAA